AUGCUCAUGUCUAGGAAGCAGUUCAAGAUUCUAAACACAAAGCUUAAUUCUUUGUUACAACUUCUAUUAGAUGCUAGAAAUUGUCAUAGUGUACAAGGGAUUGAAGUCAAUGUUAUGCUCAAAGCCCAAGAACUACGUCUGAAAGCAUUGAUAGAACAUAUAGACUUAAAGACUGAGAAACUCAAACGAGCACAUGAGGAUGUCAAUUUCAAGAUUGUAGAAAUUCAUUUAGAAAUAGAGCAGGAGGUUGUUAAUCUUGGUUAUAAUUGCUCAACUCUUAAUACGAAAGUUGAUAUUAUUGUUGCUGUUGUUGCGAAAGUGGUUGAGCUUCAAAAUUCUCUUUUAAAAAAGCUUGAAGCAAAGUCGUCGUCUGAUUCUUUGAACUUUGCCAAACUGGAGGAGUUGUUGAGAAGCUUGAAAGACUUAAUUUGGAAGCUUGGUUAUUCUCCACAAUCUUCGGGUUCUCCCAAUUUAUUUUCUCAGAAGCUUUCGUCCCUCGAGUAUAAUCUCAAAUAUGAGUUAGCUCCGGUUAUGAAACUUAUUCAUUUGAUUUCAAUUGAUGCCCUGCCUGUUCACAUCGGGGUUCAAGGGGGAGAGAAUGGUGUUGGUACUAGUGUUUCGAAAGGUGUUGACAUUGGUUCUUAG
Molecule: messenger RNA, 645 nt
Organism: Lactuca saligna
Lineage: Eukaryota; Viridiplantae; Streptophyta; Magnoliopsida; Asterales; Asteraceae
Source: the annotation of a GenBank genome assembly